Molecule: messenger RNA, 613 nt
Organism: Magnolia sinica
Lineage: Eukaryota; Viridiplantae; Streptophyta; Magnoliopsida; Magnoliales; Magnoliaceae
Product: glucomannan 4-beta-mannosyltransferase 1-like
Exons: 2
Coding region: 118-501 (127 amino acids)
Cellular component (GO): Golgi apparatus
Molecular function (GO): mannan synthase activity
Source: RefSeq, a predicted model, not a curated record
UCUACCAAGCCAUUUCAAACCAUCCAUCAUCACUCCUUCUCCCAUUGUUUCUUCCCUCUCUCUUUUAUUUGAUUUCAAUACUACACAACCUUCUUUAAGUAGUGUUUAACGGUCAGGAUGAGUGGAUUGGUGGGCGGGGACAAUCUGAUGGGGAUAGGAGGGAGGGACGAUGUGGUGGAGCACUUGAGGUUGGCAUGGGAGCUGAUAAAGGGUCCGGUGGUGAUGCCACUGCUGCGGGUGGCUGUGUUCGUGUGUGCGGUGAUGUCAGUGAUGCUGUUCGUGGAGAGAGUGUAUAUGGCAGCGGUGAUUGUGUGUGUAAAGCUGUUGGGGAAAAAGAGGUACACAAAAUACAGGAGAGAGAUCAUGAGAGAAGACUUGGAGCGGAGCCGGAGCCAUCCUAGGGUGCUUGUUCAGAUACCCAUGUAUAAUGAGAAAGAGGUACACAAAAUACAGGAGAGAGAUCAUGAGAGAAGACUUGGAGCGGAGCCGGAGCCAUCCUAGGGUGCUUGUUCAGAUACCCAUGUAUAAUGAGAAAGAGGUAAAUUAUUUUUAUUUUUUUUCUUGUUUUGUUUGGGGUGUGAUCUAGACCGUUCAUCAAGUGGGGCACCAGUAA